AUGGGGUUCUUCGACGUCUUCAAGAUCAUCUUCAUCCCGGCCCUCAUCGCCCUCGCAAUCUACGUAAUCGGCGCCUUCGUCAUUGCCCCUAUAAUUCGACAUCAACGCAAUCGAUACGGCCAAUACCUCCCGCUCGGAUCGAUAUCAGAACACACGAGCUCACUACGAGACCGAAUAUCCAAUGCGAUUACGUCCUUUAUUGUGCCCCGGCGCAUGGUUGUGAUUGAUGCGACAGGGAGUAGGAGGGGGAGUGUUAGUGGGGAAGAGUUCGUUUUUGAGGAUGCGGAUGGGGAUAGGAUGGUGGGCUUUGACGUUGGGAGGAGUGAUCGGCAAGUCAGAGGGGGGGAUGUCAGUCUGGGAAGGGGUAAUGGGGAGGUGUGA
Messenger RNA from Zasmidium cellare ATCC 36951, 381 nucleotides. RefSeq lists its product as uncharacterized. The record is from RefSeq and is a predicted model, not a curated record. The transcript is spliced from 2 exons. Lineage: Eukaryota; Fungi; Ascomycota; Dothideomycetes; Mycosphaerellales; Mycosphaerellaceae. The coding region runs from base 1 to 381 and encodes 126 amino acids.